Messenger RNA from Branchiostoma floridae (Florida lancelet), 4472 nucleotides. RefSeq names its product very low-density lipoprotein receptor-like. The record is from RefSeq and is a predicted model, not a curated record. Bases 439 to 4440 code for a protein of 1333 amino acids. Gene Ontology annotation, molecular function: protein binding; calcium ion binding. Lineage: Eukaryota; Metazoa; Chordata; Leptocardii; Amphioxiformes; Branchiostomatidae. The transcript is spliced from 27 exons.
GGACGCCAUCUUAGGUGCCAGUAGUUUACCGGGGCUUCCACUCUCCAUCCUUACAGUUUUCCUAUAGAAGCCCGGGUAAACUCACUAGGAUGGCACGCAGGCUACUGAGCGUUAUCUUCACCCAGAACAACUGCUUCUUGUACAUCCCGCCCUUCUGGUUCAUGUCUUGACAGACGACUGACAAAACAGAUUGUCAAAACCAUUAAUCACCGAGUUCUCCUGACCUCCCAGGCUUCCCUGGCAGACUGUACAACACACGGUAUCUUAUACACGUUUCUUGUUUCAGUCAACGGAAGAGUUGACAUUUGUCCACGUGCCUUCGUAAACUGUCGGUAACCUUCGGAGCGAACACGCGGGGUUGCAUUCCUACCUCCUCAGUUUCAGCCUGUGUCUCCUGUAUCGUUCAACACGCGCAGCAUCGCAGCGAAGGCCGCCACGAUGAACUGUCUUCAACUGUUCUUCUUACUUGGCACAGCUCUUGCCAAAGCAGAUUUCAUCAGUUCUGUUCUCCAAGGGUUCCUGUUUUUGCCAGAAGACAGCCUUGACGACACCUGUCCCGAGGGAGACUUCAAGUGCCACUCUCACGCCGUGUGUAUCCGGGAGGGGUGGCGCUGUGACGGAGAGAACGAUUGUUACGACGGCAGUGAUGAGCUGGACUGCCCUGAAACCUUCUGUGCGAAGUCGGAGUUCCAGUGCCGGGACCCUCCCAGCUGUAUCCCGGCACGAUGGGCGUGUGACGGGGAGCGUGACUGCGCAGACUCGUCUGACGAGGCCGACACCGCCUGCGUCUGGUUCAGACGACGGUCCAAGCCGUGCGAGGGCGGCAGUUUCCGGUGCUCCAACUCCCGCUGCAUCCCGCUGAAGUUCAUGUGUGAUGGAGAGGAUGACUGUAAGGACAACUCCGACGAGUCCUCGUGCCCAGUCUGUCGGCUCGGCAAGUUUCUGUGCAAGAGCGGAAGCUGCAUUCCUGAUAAGUAUCGUUGCGACGGUGUCGACGACUGUAAGGACAACUCAGACGAAGAGGGAUGCGAACCCGAAAACAGCACCACUCCAGUACAACACAGAACCACCACCAAAACUUCUACCAUUUCACCCUCCACCACUACCACCUCAAGGACCACGUCUACAGCAUCUACGACGACAAGAAGCGAGACUUCGCCAAAGACCACAGGAACCUGCAGCAGUGACCAGACCAUGUGCCGGGACGGAAGCAAAUGCAUUCCUAACUCCUGGCUCUGUGACAAAGCCGAGGACUGCGCUGACGGAAGCGAUGAGGAUAACUGCGCAGCGGAAUGCAGGAAAGACCAGUUCAGGUGUAACGGGAGCGGGAUCUGCCUGCCUGCAGCCUGGCGAUGUGACUCCCAGCCAGACUGUACUGAUGGCUCUGACGAGGCUGGCUGUGGACAGGAGUGCCUUCCAGAGGAAUGGAGGUGUGACAUCGGAAGGUGCAUCAAGGAAAAAUGGCGCUGUGAUGGCGACAAGGACUGUCCUGAUGGGUCGGACGAGAAGGACUGUGAAACCCCCACGUGCAGUGAGACGCAGUUCCGGUGCCCUGACGGCCGCUGCCUGCCCAGUAAGUGGCGGUGUGACGGACAGGACGACUGUAAAGACGGGCCCCCCGGGUCUGAUGAAGCCGGCUGUGAUGCCAGCAGUGCGCCGCAGCCGUGCGCAACGUUCGAAUUCCAUUGCGGAGACGGGGAAUGCAUACAUGAGACUUGGGUUUGCGACGGUGACGGAGACUGUAGCAACAUUGCUGAUGAGAUGGAUUGUGCAGCAGAGCCCCCUACCCAAAAGGAGAAGGACUGCAGCGCAGGGUACUUCCGAUGUGAACCAAAUGGGUGUAUCUCGGAGGAGAGGAUCUGCGAUGGACAAGUCGACUGUGAAGAUGCUUCAGAUGAGCAAGACUGCGCUGCAGGUGUAAACGAGUGUCUUGAUAACAACGGUGGAUGUGACCAGCUCUGUCAGAAUCUUCGUGUCGGUCACACCUGUCGGUGCAAAGACGGUUUCCGUCUCCAGGACAACACAACGUGUGCAGAUCUUGACGAGUGCGGAGUUCCCGGCUACUGCAGCCAGCUGUGUGAGAACGGCUUCGGCGUUUACAGCUGCAGCUGUCUGGGCGGGUACGAACUGCAGACAGGUGGCAAAUGUGUGGCUUCAGGACAAGAGCCGUACCUGAUUGUUUCCAACAGAAGGGAGAUCGUGAGGUUGAAUGUCAGGACAAUGUCCAAAACGGUGAUUCUCACCAAGGACCUCCGUAGCGUCAUUGCAGUUGAUGUGGAUGUCGCCAGGGGGAGGCUAUUUUGGACGGACGUCGGGACACAAAAAAUUAACAGCGCGGCUCUUCCGCCUGUCGAUGCUAAAGAAGCGGCUGCCGACGACGUCCAAACCAUCUUCUCUUCCGACGUUUCUAUCCCUGACGGAAUCGCCGUGGACUGGGUGUACGGGCACGUGUACUGGACGGACACGGGGCUGGACACGAUCUCCGUGGGAACGAUGGACGGAGCCUGGCGCAAAACUCUGGUGGAUACCGGCCUGAAGGAACCGAGAGCGAUUGUUGUGGAUCCUGAACAGGGUCUGAUGUACUGGACGGACUGGGGAUCCGACCCUAAGAUCGAGCGGGCCUGGAUGGACGGUCAGCAGCGGGAGGUCAUCGUGGGAGACAACAUCACCUGGCCCAACGGUCUGGCGAUAGAUUACGUCAGCAGAAGGUUGUUUUGGCUGGAUGGGAAGAAAGGCACUCUAGAAAGUAGCAACCUUCUGGGCGGAGACAGAAUGGUCAUCACCCAACACCCGGCUUCUCACCUGUUCGGUUUGGAAGUGUUCGAGGACACCGUGUACUUCUCGGACUGGGAGAUGUUCAGUCUGUACGGCGCCAGCAAGUUCAACGGCAGCGACAAGCACGUGCUGAGCGACGACUUCUUCAUGCCUAUGGACGUCAGUAUUGUACAUACCCUAAAACAGACGAAAGCCACGAACUACUGUCUCGACCAAUCAGGGAGGUCGUACUGCACACAUCUUUGUCUCCCUGUGCCUCCGAAAGAAGGACACAAAAACUACACGUGCGCAUGCGCAGAUGGCCACAUGGAUGAACAUGGAGAAUCGUGUACAGGUGUUGAACAAGAAUUAGACUUCGAGAUGAAAACACCAUCUGAACUUGUGGACAAAAUAACACCAACCGCGGUGCCUACAACAAAGACAGUCCCAGUAUCAUCCCAAACAGAAACACCGACAUCAAUAACUACGCCAGAAUCGUCCAUGGAGACGGUUGAAACUACGACGGUUCACUCGAACGGGGAGGUCGACUCGAACAAGUUACUGGAAAGCCAGUUCAACACCACAGACUUCAACAUCAUCCGCAAGCACGGGGUUUUGUCUGACUCCACGGCGGGAGAGUCCUGUGGAGGCCCGGGAAGGUUUCUGUGUUCAGCCGGCAACUGUGUGGAAGGGCAGGCCGUCUGUGACGGGAAAACGGACUGUGCUGACUGGGGUGACGAGGGACCGGUUGUCUGCAAUGAAGAUGAAUUCCUGCUGAUCCCCAGCAGCUCGAAAGUCCGGGCAGUCAGCAUCAAAACGGGCGGGCACAACGUCGUGGUGCCGCCCGAAGAAGGCCGGAAUAUCCAUCACGGUGGACAGCGACCGUCCAGACGGAAACCCAAUACUGGCAUUUACAGUCAUAAGGUGGGUUCGGAAGAACCGCCCACAGGGAUCUUCACGGGAAAGAACUCCACGUUUGACGGUCUGGCCGUGGACUGGAUCCACCAGAACCUGUACUGGACGGAGACCAUGGGUGAGGCCAUCUGUGUCAUGAACCUACAGAACGGGCGCUGGAGGACUCUCAUCAAGGAAGACGUCAAGAGGCCCUUCGCUAUUGCCUUGGACCCCAUCGAUGGGUGGGUGUACUUUGCGGACUGGGCCUACCCCGCCAGUAUUGAGCGGGUCGGAAUGGACGGAUGGGAACGACGGGCUAUCAUCACUGAGCAGAUCAUCUGGCCUAGUGGGCUUGCCAUUGACUUCCACUCCAGAAAGCUGUUCUGGUCCGAUGCUAAGAUCGACAGUAUCUGGUCCAGUGAUAUGGACGGGAAGAACCGCCGCAUCAUCGUGGGCAGUCGGCGUCUGUCCAGACCUCUGGCACUGGACAUCCUACAGGACACACUGUUCUGGAUGGACUGGGACGUGGACUCAGUGAAGAGGGUGGAUAAGAAAACGGGCACGCAGAAAUCAUUACUGAUAGUACAGACGCUGGACAACCCGCUACACAUGCUGGUACACGCAGGGUGGAAACAACCUAAAGGACGAAACCGUUGCGGUGAGAAUAAUGGUGGUUGUUCCGACCUCUGUCUGCCCACCCCUAAACCCUUCAACAGCCGGAGAGACUUCACCUGCGCAUGCGGGGAAGGGUUCAUUCUCGCAGAGGACGGAGUCACCUGCAAUUCUCAGUAAAAAAAAGAAGAGCUCAAAAUGACAGGUUUUAA